This is a messenger RNA of Paramecium tetraurelia, 630 nucleotides long. RefSeq lists its product as uncharacterized. The record is from RefSeq and is a predicted model, not a curated record. NCBI's taxonomy places the organism in Eukaryota, Ciliophora, Oligohymenophorea, Peniculida, Parameciidae. The transcript is spliced from 3 exons. Gene Ontology annotation, molecular function: lipid binding.
AUGUAAAACAAUUACGACCAACUAUUAGAAGAAACCAAAACAAAGAUCCUUGCUAUGGUUGAACUUAAACCAGAAAACCAAUGGACUUUAGAGUCUAACAAAGAUGGCUAUGUAAUUUAGACCAAAACCAAUCCUGAAAAUGGUCUAAAAAUCAACAGAACUGAAACUAAUGCUGAUGUAAAUCCAGAAGAGUUUGUAAACUUUGUAAUUGAUAUGACCAGAAAACAUGAGUACGAUUCACAUUUAUAAGAGGGAAAAUUAAUAGAAAAAGUGGAUCAAAACACUUUCAUAUUUUAUGCAAAGGGAAAACCUCCCGCAAUCUUAGUAGAUGCUAGGGACUUCUGUAUGGUGAGUCGAGUAUACAAAUUAGGUGAACAUCAUUUUAUGACUAUAUCUAAGUCAAUCGAGCAUCCUUAAGCACCAUUAGUCAAAGGAAUUCAAAGAGGAGAGGUUGUAUUCUAAUCUUGGAUUGUAAAGAAAUUACCUAAUGGACAAACAAAUCUUAUUAGUAUAGCUAACAUGAAUCCAAAGGGUGAUAUUCCUAAGGCUCUGAUUAAUCAAGGUGCUUAAAAAUAAGCAGAAGGAGUCAAGAAAUCAAUUGAAUAUUGGAUAAAGAAUAUAAAAAAAUGA